Molecule: messenger RNA, 1191 nt
Organism: Alternaria infectoria
Lineage: Eukaryota; Fungi; Ascomycota; Dothideomycetes; Pleosporales; Pleosporaceae
Exons: 2
Coding region: 1-1191 (396 amino acids)
Source: RefSeq, a predicted model, not a curated record
AUGACGUUUCACGGAUCUGAUAUCGGCUCCACCAUCGCGUUCGAAAUCCACAACAACUACUUUUACGCUGUCUCUAACCAGGGCACCUUUGAAGUUGAGGAGAUCGAUUAUACUUCUUUCUACCAUGUGGUCCGUUUUCCGCUGGACAAACCAGAUGACGUUCAGAAAGACGAGCGCCUCUUUCGUCGACAGCACAAGCAAGGACCAAUCCACGACUCAUGGACCGAUCUUGCACUACAGCUUGAUGAGCGUACAAACGAGACGGUGAUUGUGGAGUCGCGUCGAGAAUGGGCUCAAGCAUCUUCUCGCCAGUCGCGCACCUUCUACGUCACUAAGAUGGACUUUCAAGAAGAGGACGACACCGAGGAACUAUCGGAUGAACUACUUGGGCCUGAGGAUGAUCUCUUCCUCCCGCUCAUAGAUUCAUCGAAUAACCCCCAAUGGAAACCAACACCCGAUCUCUACAGCUGGAGCCAACACCCCGAGUUCUCCCCAACAGAUCCUUCACCCCGUUCCUUCACCCUAUCCCGAACAAAAUUCCGAGCCUACAGCUACCCGUGCACCUCCUUCGUCGAUCUAGUCGAAGACGACCGCUGCUGCAACAACAACCCCUCGCAAGCACCAUGCCUCAGACUGCGAAUAGGAUCACGCCGCGAACUAGGCCUCUCCUUCACUUCCACUCACAACCGCACCAUCAACAGCAAAGGAAAAGCCCCCAUCGACGACACCAGGCCCUCUUUUGUGGACACGCAAACACUCUACCGCCAGUCGCCCGUCCGCAUGUGGCCUCCUUCCUCGUCGCGUUGCGCCUGCUCAGCUCGCCUGCACAGCAUACUCAACCCAACACUCUCCACCACUAACACAACUUCCUCCACCACACGAAGCGUGACCGGCGUCCUCGACUCCCAACGCCUAGUCUUCAUGAUCAAACCAGGGCGCUCUUACGGCUCCAACGAAGACAACACAUCGGGCAGCAUCGUGGUCAUAGAUUUCUCCCGUCCGGUCACAUCUGCGAACCCGGCACCCUCAGCAUCAAGCUCAUCGUCACUAGCACUGCGGCCAUCGUCGCUGGCACGCUGCGAUAGUAAGAUGGGCGAUGAGUUGGUGACGCCAAAGAGGUGUGUUGACCCGUUGGUCUGGCAUUGGUCGGAUGAUUCAAAGGGGCGCUGCAGGCGAGGCACGUGUCAGUGA